CUAGCUCGAUCAAAUUACACAAAAUAUUAUAAGCAUGAAGAUCAUAGUUGCCGUCUCUCUUUUAGUCCUUUCCUGGCUUAACAUCUCUCUCGGGGGAGAAAUCGCGAUAUAUUGGGGCCAACAUACGGAUGAGGGCAGCCUGUUCCAAACUUGCGCCGAAACCAACAACUACAACAUCGUAAACAUUGCUUUCUUAGCAAUGUUUGGCCAUGGCACAACUCCAGUUCUCAACCUAGCUGGCCACUGUGGUCCUCCUAAUAAUCCGUGUAAAUUGUUGAGCGACGAGAUCAGAUACUGUAAGAGCAAGGACAUCAAAGUAUUGCUUUCCCUUUAUGGUGGUGGUGGAUACCUUUCCUCUGAUGAUGAUGCUAAGAACUUGGCACAGCAUCUAUGGGACAACUUUCUUGGAGGACAAUCAGCGUCAAGGCCACUAGGGGAUGAAAGCCUGGACGGAAUCGACUUUUAUAUAGAGGCAGGCUCCAACCAAUACUACGACGUACUGGCCAAGGCCUUGUCGGAAUUGGGUGAAGCGGGGGGACAAAAAGUGUACUUGGCAGCAGCUCCUCAAUGUAUAUUCCCUGAUUAUCACUUGCAGGAAGCCAUAAACACACGCCUUUUCGACUACGUCUGGGUGUUGUUCUACGACAAUUCUCCCUGUCAGUACAACGCCACCGCCGGCGACGCCACCAAUCUUUUGAACUCUUGGAACAAUGAAUGGUCAACCAUUCCCACCGGAAAACUAUUUUUAGGAUUGCCUGCAGCGCCGGAUGCAGCCCCCGGCGGUGGCUACAUUGAACCUGAUAACCUUAUUUCUGAGGUUCUCCCGGUGAUCCAGGCUACACCCUUAUACGGAGGCGUAAUGCUCUGGGAUAGAUUCUAUGACAGAGACUACAACUACAGCUCCAAGAUCAGGCCUUAUGUCUCUAUGGUUACUCAAAACUAUGACGUCAUCUAAAUACUAAAUGUUCGAGAUCAGAUCGAACAUAAUAUAAUAUUGUACUAGCUACUAGCUAGCUUCCACCACUUCUACCUAUGAAUUAUAUAUGAUGCAUUAUCAUAUAAUAAUAAAUAAAAUGCAUCAUAAUAAAGCUAGCUAGCUUUAUUUUGUUGUUAAAUAUAAUGGAAU
Messenger RNA from Ipomoea nil (Japanese morning glory), 1126 nucleotides. RefSeq names its product acidic endochitinase-like. The coding region runs from base 35 to 955 and encodes 306 amino acids. Gene Ontology annotation, cellular component: extracellular region. Gene Ontology annotation, biological process: carbohydrate metabolic process. The transcript has 2 exons. Gene Ontology annotation, molecular function: chitinase activity. The record is from RefSeq and is a predicted model, not a curated record. NCBI's taxonomy places the organism in Eukaryota, Viridiplantae, Streptophyta, Magnoliopsida, Solanales, Convolvulaceae.